This is a messenger RNA of Acanthocheilonema viteae, 4536 nucleotides long. The record is from the annotation of a GenBank genome assembly. NCBI's taxonomy places the organism in Eukaryota, Metazoa, Nematoda, Chromadorea, Rhabditida, Onchocercidae.
AUGGAAUCAUUAUCGGAUUUGGAUGCAGAAAAUGCUGAAAUAUGUGGAGCGAUAACUCAACGACAAAUGGGUGAGAAUGAUUAUGGUGAGCCGUGGACUGAGCUUAAUUUAGAGGUCAUAUCUAAGCAUUGGAAUAUCGAUUUGCUUCCACUUGCGAUGAAAUUUCAGAUACUUACACAAAAUCUUCAAUUCACUGAUUCAUGUACUGCUACAUUGCAAGUUACAAAUAAACAAAUCUUCUUGGAGGAUUGUAUAGCAGCACACAUGUUUUUACCAUUGGAAGCAUUUCAUUUUGGUAGUUUAUUCAAAGGACGAUUUUUAUCACAUUUUUCUCGUGAAGCAUGUGUAGGAACACCAUUGGAACAGUUGCGUAGUUUACAAGUUUUACGUGUUCUACGAAAUUGUCCAGAAAUUGUUGACCCGAUGUUUGUUGAUUUUGAGCAUGAUCGUGAUAUUUUUAUCGUUCGAUUUGCUAUUUUAGACGGUGGAUUUCGACCAAAAAAUAAUGAAGACGGCAAAAUUUCACAUGCUUCUGCUAUUCCUGGUUCAGCAAUUGCUAUAAAGGUGCGAUAUUCUUCUAUCCGUCGUAUUCUGGUUGAUUUACGAACUAAAUUGCCGAACGGUAUGUAUGGUAAACGAAUCUAUUUUCAUUUAAAUUAUCCACCUGAAAUACGAAAGUAUCAAAGAAAAACGGAUGAAGAUGAUGAUAAAGGAGGCAGUAAUGGAAAUCGAUGGAGGACAAUUCCAGAAAAUAAUGAUGACAAACGAGACAACUGUGCAGCUAUUAACGAAAGCCCAUACUUUUGUUUACAAUUACAACAAAAUAUUUCAGAUGAUACCUUGUAUCAGAUACUUAGUCGGCUUCGUAUACGAGCAGUAUUAUCGAUCGAAUUUGCAAAUUUAAAAUUUCGAUAUUUGAACAUAUUAGAUUACGUGGAUACACCUGUACGUUUCGUGGGAUGCGAUCAUCGUUCAUGUGCAAAUGGUAAUGAACAAACUUCUGCAACGCUUUUCCCACGUGUUGAUGCUGAAUGUGAGCGAAAGAUUAGAAAUUGUAAUGUAUUUGGCUUGGAAUAUUUGAUCGCUGCAUUACUUUCACGUGGUGCUGUUGUAAAAGAUCAAAUCUUGAUAGAUAACAAAACGCGUGAUUCUUUUGUCGAUAUGAUUUUGAAAAGGUUUAAAGAUAAUGAAGAGUUAACAUUGGAAGCAUUGGAACGAUUGCUGAAUAUGAUUGAUGAAACGAAACAAGUGCCAUGUUUAUUUACAUCAUUUGAGAAGAUUCGAAAUAGUCUAUUACGACAAAAAGAUGUUUUGGAAGAAAUUUACCAAGAGAAUAAGCGAGAAGGUUAUCAACGUGUACGAAAGGUAGUCAUAACACCAACUCGUAUAUUGCUUGUAGUACCCGAAUUAUUAAUGGGAAAUCGAGUCCUUCGAACGUUUGAUAAAGAUGGAAAUGGUGCAUUACGGAUCCAAUUUCGAGAUGAUGAUGGUACACCGUUAAGAUUAAAUACUGUUGGUCUCUUCCUAAUACAAACGACAACUUUUAAUACACUUUCACGAGGGGUUUAUAUUGGAGGUCGGCACUUUGUUUACCUCGGAUCAUCAAAUUCACAAAUGCGAGAUAAUGGUUGUUACUUUUAUGAUGAUGGAAAAGGUGGACAAGCACACAAAAUCCGUGAGCAGUUAGGAAAGUUUGAUUGUUGCAAUAUACCAAAAAUGAUGUCACGAAUGGGGCAAUGUUUUACGCAAGCAAAGCGAUGUAAGGUAACAUUAAAGCGUCAUAAAUAUAAUAAAACUUAUGAUAUCAUUGGUGGAAGAGAUACGAAUCAAGAUUUUUAUAUAUUUUCGGAUGGUAUUGGGAAAGUAUCAAAGGAGUUUGCUGAAAAAAUAGCUUUAGAUGUGGGAUUGGGCGCAUCAGUCCCUAGUUGUUAUCAGAUUCGUCAUCGUGGCAUUAAAGGUGUUCUCUCUGUAGAUCCUAGUCUGGACCAACGCAAACACUGGGCUGUUACUAAUAACAUAAUUGAUAAAAACAAAAUUACAAAUAAGCAAAAUGAUUUAGCUGUUGUAUUUCGUCCAUCUCAGGAUAAAUUCAAAGCACCACGUGACGAAUACAUUGAAAUUGUAAAAUAUUCGGCACCGACACCAGUUUGUCUCAAUCGUCCAAUGAUAUGUAUUUUGGAUCAGGUUAGUGGGAUGCAAGGUUUUUCCGUACAUGAACGGAUUAGAAAGCGUAUACAUGACUUACUGGAUAUGCAAAUGACGCAAUUAACUGAUAUGUUAAUGAGCGAAGAAAAAUGCCGUGAAAGACUUAAUGAAUUACCAUGGCGUGUCAAUGUUUCACGUCUAACACUUGCACGUGGUUUUGCCUUAACGCAAGAACCGUUCUUUCGAAGCUUAUUAAGAGCAAAUAUCAAAUGCACUUUAAGAAAAUUGACUGCUAAAAUACAAAUUCAAGUACCACCACAUCUUGGGCGUUCGAUGUUUGGUGUAAUGGACGAAACGGGUCAGUUGCAAUGCGGUCAAGUUUUUGUGCAGUGCACUAGGAAUAUUUGGCUUAAAACACCAUCCAGAUCUGCUGCAAAAGUUAUUUUAACCGGUUCAGACUUAGAUGGUGAUGAAUAUUCAAUAAUUUGGGAUCCGGAACUAAUGUUUGAAUAUAAUGAACCACCAUUAGAUUUUCCAAAAAGUGCAUCGGACAAUAAAGUCGUUGAUGAAGGACAAGUGGAUUUAGAAAUGCGAAAGUUCUUUGUUAAUUAUAUCAAACAGGAUUCAAUUGGUUCCAUUUCAAAUGCUUUCUUAGUUAAUGCUGACCUUUAUGGGAUCACAAGUGAGGUUUGUAUUAAUAUAGCAAAGAAACAUUCAAAAGCUGUUGAUUUCCCGAAAACUGGCGAUGCACCUGCUCCGUUAACAAAACAGUGGACAUUAGGUAAAGAUGGAAAUAUGCUUCCACCAGAAAGAGCCGAACGUUGGCCAGAUUUUAUGUGUAAAAAUCAUGAACCGAGUUACAUUUCAUCGCGUUUAGUUGGACAACUAUAUAGACGUAUCAGACUUCUAGAUGAUGCUUUAAAUCUCACAACUGCUGUGGAAGGAACUGUACCGAUAAUAUUGGAUCCAGAUUUGGAGUAUCCUGGUUGGGAACGGUACAAAAAUAUCGCUCAAACUGAGCUUGACUCCUAUCAUGCAUAUAUUAGGUCAAUAAUGGAAAAUUAUGGCAUUGAAGAUGAAGGACAAUUAUUUUCCGGUUUUAUUAGCGUUAUUCGAAAUCGAAUCAGUGAUCGUGAUACGGAUGACAUGUCUUUCUAUAAUACAAAUCAUAUAAUCGAGAAAAAAAUUUCGGCUGUUUUCAGAGCGUAAUAUCGACAUCGCUUCUUUGAUGAAUUUGGUGGAUUUUUGGAAAAUACAUUAUCCGAUCAUGAGGAUAAUCAAAAUGGUAAUAUGCGUGAGCGACGUAUUUGUAUUUGUCCAUCAUUGGAUAUGAAACGAAAAGCAUCAGCAUAUUACAUUCUCUGCUAUCGAAGUGCAUCGAUGGAUACAUCAUAUCGGAUUUUGUCAUUUGGUUGGCUUGCUUGGGAUGUUUUAUGUCAGGCGAAACAAGAAGUGAGAUUAGCACUUGGCAACUCAGUUGUGCAAUCAUUGGAUCCAUUGAGUGAAAGCGCAUCUGAGUUCAUCAAGCAUUACUGUGUAGCAAAUGCGGAUGAUGUGAAAUUGACAAUGUCAUGCAUAAUGGAAACAAAACAAGCCGCAUGUAUUCUUGAACCAUACUGCAGCCGUUACAAAGGUCUUGAAGAUUUAUUCUACAUUCUCGUUAAAUGGGCUACAUUUCAUGGAUUAUUAAAGGAACAACUAAAUGCUAUUCACAUUUGCCUUUUAUUCAUACAAUUUGGCCUUGGAUACUAUGCGGAUGAUAAAGAUAUCUUAGAAGUACAAUUUUUAGAAGAGACAGAGGAAAUUAUUGACAAAAAUUCUUAUUUGGCAUGCGAUUUAUAUAAUCUUGUCGGUGGUGUAGGUGUAUGCUUGUUAAAAUUUUUCAAAUUUCUUAGUUCGCGUACUGUGCAAACAUUAAAAAUGCUCAGUUUUCGUAAUAUUGGAUAUCAUUCGUUACUGUUACGAGGACAGUGGAUAAAGCUGAAUGAAGCUGCUUUGAAAACUUUUUUUGGUAUAGCUUUAAUAGGAAAAUUUGAUCAGGUAACAAUGAUUGGUAUGGGAUACGAAAAUGAUUCAAUCAAUUGCGAAAUUUUCGGAACAAUGGAAAUUGAACCAUUUAUGAUCGAAUUACCUAUUGAAUCACCAAAGCAUUUAGACAAAUUUCGUGAAAAAGUGUAUAAGCAUUCUGGUGUGAAAUAUUUGCAUAUGAGACAAGUUGCCCAUCGAAAAAAAGAUCGUGUUAUUGUCUCGGCAGUUGGUACAUUGGAAUCAUUGCAUCGUUUGCGUGAUUUGCUUUCAGUACGACCAUCUGUGAAUUCAUUUGCAAAUUACAAAGAGAAUAGUGAUAUUAUUAGUCGGAUUGUUGUGGAACGACUCGAAAAAUUGGAUUAG